This is a messenger RNA of Australozyma saopauloensis, 5649 nucleotides long. RefSeq names its product trifunctional fatty acid synthase subunit (gene FAS2). Gene Ontology annotation, cellular component: fatty acid synthase complex. NCBI's taxonomy places the organism in Eukaryota, Fungi, Ascomycota, Pichiomycetes, Serinales, Metschnikowiaceae. Bases 1 to 5649 code for a protein of 1882 amino acids. Gene Ontology annotation, biological process: long-chain fatty acid biosynthetic process. Gene Ontology annotation, molecular function: fatty acid synthase activity; holo-[acyl-carrier-protein] synthase activity; magnesium ion binding. The record is from RefSeq and is a predicted model, not a curated record. The transcript has a single exon.
AUGAGACCAGAGAUUGAACAGGAGCUUUCCCACACUCUUUUGACCGAGUUGUUGGCCUACCAAUUCGCCUCCCCCGUCAGAUGGAUCGAGACCCAAGACGUCUUCUUGAAGGACCACAACACCGAGCGUGUGGUCGAGAUCGGUCCUUCGCCAACGUUGGCCGGCAUGGCCUCCAGAACCAUCAAGGCCAAGUACGAGUCCUACGACGCCGCGUUGUCGUUGCAGCGUCAGGUCUUGUGUUACGCCAAGGACGCGAAGGAGAUCUACUACACCCCCGACCCCGCCGACUUGGCUCCUCCACCAGCUGCCGAGGAGGCCGCCCCCGCUGCCGCCGCCGCCCCUGCUGCUGCUGCUCCAGCUCCAGUGGCUGCUGCUCCAGUGGCUGCCGCUGCUCCAGCCGGUCCAGCCGCUUCCAUCUCCGACGAGCCCGUCAAGGCCUCGUUGUUGUUGCACGUGUUGGUGGCCCAGAAGUUGAAGAAAUCCUUGGACGCCGUGCCCAUGAGCAAGGCCAUCAAGGACUUGGUCAACGGUAAGUCCACCGUGCAGAACGAGAUCUUGGGUGACUUGGGUAAGGAGUUCGGCUCCACGCCCGACAAGCCCGAGGACACGCCAUUGGAGGAGUUGGCCGAGCAGUUCCAGGACACUUUCAACGGCCAGUUGGGUAAGACCUCCUCCUCGUUGGUCAGCAGAUUGAUGUCGUCCAAGAUGCCCGGUGGAUUCUCCGUCACCGUGGCCCGUAAAUACUUGGAGUCCAAAUUCGGCUUGGGUGCCGGUAGACAGGACUCCGUGUUGUUGUUGGCCUUGGUCAACGAGCCCGCUGCCCGUUUGGGCUCCGAGGCCGACGCCAAGGAGUUCUUCGACACCGUGGCCCAGAAGUACGCUUCUUCCGCCGGCAUUUCUUUGGCUUCCGCCGCUGCUGCUGGCGCCGCCGGUGGCGCUGGUGGUGCUGUCAUCGACAGCGCUGCUUUGGACGCCAUGUCCGCCGAGAACAAGGCUUUGGCCAAGCAACAGCUCGAGACCUUGGCCAGAUACUUGCAGGUGGACUUGAACAAGGGCGCCAAGGCCCACAUCAAGGAGAAGGAGGCCUCCGACGUCUUGCAGAAGGAGUUGGACUUGUGGGAGGCUGAGCACGGCGAGUUCUACGCCAAGGGUAUCAAGCCUAUCUUCUCCAACUUGAAGGCCAGAACAUACGACUCCUACUGGAACUGGGCCCGUCAAGACGUGUUGUCCAUGUACUUCGACAUCAUUUUCGGCAAGUUGACCUCCGUAGACCGUGAGACCAUCAACCAAUGUAUCCAGAUCAUGAACAGAGCCUCUCCUACCUUGAUCAAGUUCAUGCAAUACCACAUUGACCACACCCCUGACUACAAGGGUGAGACCUACCAGUUGGCCAAGAGAUUGGGUCAACAAUUGAUCGACAACUGUAAGCAAGUCAUGGACGCUGAGCCAGUCUACAAGGAUGUCUCCAGAAUCACUGGUCCUAAGACCACCGUUGACGCCAAGGGUACCAUUGUGUACGAAGAGGCCAACAAGGAGUCCGUCCGUAAAUUCGAGCAAUACGUCUACGAGAUGGCUCAAGGUGGUGCCAUGACCAAGGUCGAGCAGCCAACCAUCCAAGAGGACUUGGCCCGUGUCUACUCUGCCAUUUCCAAGCAAUCUGCCCUUUCCAAGAGCACCAAGAUGGAGCUCGACCAAUUGUACGGUCAAUUGGUCAACUACAUCUCCAAGAACAAGGAGAUCACCUUGGACCAAGCCACCAAGACUGUCUUGGACAACCAGCAGUCCGGUUCUGGUGUUCUGACCCCAACCGAGGAGGAGGACACCCCAUCUUCCGACGACGAGAUUGCUUCCUUGCCAGACAAGACUUCUAUCUUGCAGCCAGUCUCUUCCAUCAUUCCACCUCAAACCAUCCCAUUCUUGCACCUUCAAAAGAAGACCAAGCACGGCUGGGAGUACGACCACAAGUUGUCUUCCAUGUACUUGGAUGGCUUGGAGAGCGGUGCCAUCAACGGUUUGACCUUCAAGGACAAGCACGUCUUGGUCACUGGUGCUGGUGCUGGCUCUAUCGGUGCUGAGAUCUUGCAAGGUUUGAUCUCCGGUGGUGCCAAGGUCAUUGUCACCACUUCCAGAUUCUCCAAGAAGGUCACUGAAUACUACCAAUCCAUGUACUCCCGUUACGGUGCUACUGGCUCCACCUUGAUUGUUGUUCCAUUCAACCAGGGUUCUCAACAAGAUGUUGAGGCUUUGGUCGAGUACAUCUACAACAAGAAGGACGGUUUGGGCUGGGACUUGGAUGCCAUCAUUCCUUUCGCUGCUAUCCCAGAGAACGGUAACGGUAUCGACAACAUCGACUCUCGUUCCGAGUUGGCCCACAGAAUCAUGUUGACCAACUUGAUCCGUUUGUUGGGUGCCGUCAAGGCCCACAAGCAAACCGACACUCGUCCAGCCCAGGUUAUCUUGCCACUUUCUCCAAACCACGGUACUUUCGGUUUCGACGGUUUGUACUCCGAGUCCAAGGUUUCCUUGGAGACCUUGUUCAACAGAUGGUACUCUGAGGACUGGGCCACCAAGUUGACCAUCUGUGGUGCUGUCAUCGGUUGGACCAGAGGUACUGGUUUGAUGAGUGCCAACAACAUCAUUGCCGAGGGCAUUGAGAAGAUGGGUGUUCGUACUUUCUCUCAAAAGGAGAUGGCUUUCAACAUCUUGGGUUUGUUGACUCCUCAAGUCAUCAACUUGUGUCAAGAGCAGCCUGUUUUGGCUGACUUGAACGGUGGUCUUCAAUUCAUCGAGAACUUGAAGGAGUUCACCUCCAAGUUGAGAUCUGACUUGGUCGAGACCGCUGACGUCAGAAGAGCCGUUUCCAUGGAGAACUCUAUCGAGCAAAAGGUUAUCCACGGUACCGGUGUUGACGCUAACUUCACCAAGGCCACUGUCCAACCUCGUGCCAACAUGACCUUCCCAUUCCCAGAAACCAAGUCUUACGACGAGAUCAAGAAGAUCGCUCCAGACAUGGAGGGCAUGUUGGACUUGGAGUCUGUUAUUGUGGUUACCGGUUUCGCUGAGGUUGGUCCUUGGGGUAACGCCAGAACCCGUUGGGAGAUGGAGGCCAAGGGUGAGUUCUCCAUCGAGGGUUGUAUUGAGAUGGCCUGGAUUAUGGGCUUGAUCAAGUACCAUAAUGGUAACUUGAAGGGUAAGCCUUACGUUGGUUGGGUUGACGCCAAGACCCUGACUCCAGUCGACGACAAGGACAUCAAGACCAAGUACGAGGAGGAGAUCUUGGACCACUCUGGUAUCCGUCUUAUCGAGCCAGAGUUGUUCGGUGGCUACGACCCUAACAAGAAGAGCUUGAUCCAAGAGGUUGUCAUUCAACACGACUUGGAGCCAUUCGAGGCUUCUAAGGAGACCGCUGAGCAAUACAAGCUCCAACACGGUGACCAGGUUGAAAUCUUCGAGAUUCCUGAGACCGGCGAGUACACCGUCCGUGUCUUGAAGGGUACUACUCUCUUGAUUCCAAAGGCUCUUAGAUUCGACCGUUUGGUUGCCGGUCAAAUUCCUACCGGUUGGAACGCCAAGAGAUACGGUAUUCCAGAUGACACCAUCUCCCAGGUUGACCCUAUCACCUUGUACGUGUUGGUUUCUACCGUCGAGGCUUUGUUGUCUGCUGGUGUCACCGACCCAUACGAGUUCUACAAGUACGUCCACGUUUCCGAGGUUGGUAACUGUUCUGGUUCCGGUAUGGGUGGUGUCUCUGCCUUGAGAGGUAUGUUCAAGGACAGAUACUCCGACAAGCCAGUCCAAAACGAUAUCUUGCAAGAGUCUUUCAUCAACACCAUGCCUGCUUGGGUUAACAUGUUGUUGUUGUCUUCCUCUGGUCCUAUCAAGACCUCUGUCGGUGCCUGUGCUACCGCUGUCGAGUCCGUUGACACUGGUGUUGAGACCGUCAUCUCCGGUAAGGCCAAGAUCUGUAUCGUCGGUGGUUACGAUGACUUCCAAGAGGAGGGUUCUUACGAGUUCGCCAACAUGAACGCCACUUCCAACGCUUUGGACGAGUUUGCCCACGGUAGAACUCCAUCUGAGAUGUCCAGACCUGCUACCACCACCAGAAACGGUUUCAUGGAGUCUCAAGGUUCCGGUAUCCAGGUCAUCAUGUCUGCUGACUUGGCCCUUAAGAUGGGUGUUCCAAUUUACGCUGUCGUCGCUAUGACCGCCACUGCCACUGACAAGAUUGGUCGUUCUGUUCCUGCUCCAGGUAAGGGUAUCUUGACCACUGCCCGUGAGCACCACGGUGACUUGAAGUACCCAUCCAGCUUGAUGAACAUCAAGUACAGAGCUAGACAAUUGAAGCAACGUUUGAACCAGAUCGGUGCUUGGGAGUCUUCCGAGAUCGAGUACUUGUCUGAGGAAGCCGAGUUGGCUAAGGAGGAGUACGGCGCUGAGUUCAGCACUGCCGAGUUCUUGCGUGAGAGAACCGAGGAGAUCCACCGUGAGGCCAAGAGACAAAGCGCCGAGGCCAAGCGUAUGUGGGGUAACAACUUCUACAAGGGUGACCCACGUAUUGCUCCAUUGAGAGGAGCUUUGGCUACUUACGGUCUUACCAUCGACGACUUGGGAGUUGCUUCCUUCCACGGUACUUCUACCAAGGCUAACGACAAGAACGAGUCUGCUACCAUUAACGCUAUGAUGAAGCACUUGGGUAGAACCGAGGGUAACCCUGUCUUUGGUGUCUUCCAGAAGUACUUGACUGGUCACCCUAAGGGUGCCGCCGGUGCUUGGAUGUUGAACGGUGCCAUCCAGAUCUUGAACUCUGGUCUCGUUCCAGGUAACAGAAAUGCCGACAAUGUCGACAAGAUCAUGGAGGACUUUGAGUACGUCUUGUACCCAUCUCGUUCCAUCCAAACCGAUGGUAUCAAGGCCGUCUCUGUCACCUCUUUCGGUUUCGGUCAAAAGGGUGCUCAAGCUAUCGUUGUCCACUCCGACUACUUGUUCGCUUCUUUGGACAGAGACACCUACGAGGACUACGUCACCAGAGUUUCUGCUAGAAACAAGAAGGCUUACCGUUACAUGCACAACGCCAUCACCCGUAACACCAUGUUCGUUCCAAAGGACAAGGCUCCAUACGCUGAUGAGUUGGAGCAGCCUGUCUACUUGGACCCAUUGGCUCGUGUUGAGCAAGCUAAGGUCGGUGGCUUGGUGUUCAGCAACAAGGGUGUGCAAAGCAACAAGAGCUACGUUUCCAACAUUGCUGACUCCACCUCUAAGGCUUUGAGCUCCUUGAACAAGGGUUCUAAGGGUGUUGGUGUGGACGUUGAGCUUCUUUCUGCUUUGAACUUGGAGAACGACACUUUCAUCGAGCGUAACUUCACUCAAGCCGAGAUUGCCUACGCCAACAAGUCUUCUUACGCCCGUGCCCUGUUCACCGGUACCUGGUCUGCCAAGGAGGCUGUUUUCAAGGCCUUGGGUGUCAAGUCUCAAGGUGGCGGCGCUGCCUUGAAGGAGAUUGAGAUUGUCCGUGACUCCAACGGUGCUCCAACCGUCGUUUUGACUGGUGCUGCUAAGGACGCCGCUGCCAAGGCUGGAGUCAAGAAGGUCAACGUUUCCAUCUCCCACGAUGACUUCCAAGCUACUGCUGUCGCUUUGAGCGAGUUCUAA